Malania oleifera is the source of this 1122-nucleotide messenger RNA. Its product is annotated as F-box protein SKIP5. Lineage: Eukaryota; Viridiplantae; Streptophyta; Magnoliopsida; Santalales; Ximeniaceae. Bases 161 to 937 code for a protein of 258 amino acids. The record is from RefSeq and is a predicted model, not a curated record. The transcript has 5 exons. Gene Ontology annotation, molecular function: protein binding.
CCCACGUCAUUGACUAUUGGGCCAAGACCGGAUGCUCUUGCUCUCAGGCCCAGCCCAUCGUCCCCUUCAUCUGCGCUUCUUCUUUCUCCCCCACACACUCGGAAAGCCGAAGCCAUUUGUACGAUUGUAACCUCAAAACAGUCCCCUUAGCAGAUCGAACAUGGAGACGAUGGAGUCCGCCGAGAACCAUCCAAGAGGGAAGCGCCUCCGCAAACCCUCGGUUUCUGCUUACUCCCCCAUCAACAAUCUCGACGACGGCUGUCUCAUGCACAUCUUCAGCUUCUUGUCCCCCAUCCCAGAUCGGUAUAACACAGCCCUCGUUUGCCACAGAUGGUGUUACCUGGCAUGUCAUCCUCGCCUAUGGCUGCGAGUAGACCGGUCUGUCCAGGAUUUAUCUGAACCUGGAGCUUUCCCCAACAUUGAAGCAGCUGUCUCUGCUGCAAGGCCAGGUGACACAAUUCUAAUUGCAGCUGGUGGAAGUCAUCAUGUCUCCAAUAUUCAGAUUAAGAAACCACUUUGCCUGAUUGGAGCUGGUGAGCUUCCCGAUGACACAACAAUUAUCUGUUCACGGGGUUCAGACAGUGCGCUGGAAUUCCUAUCUACCUGCAAAGUGACGAACUUGACUGUUAAGGCGGAGCUCGGUUGCUGCUUGCUUCAUAGGAGCGGAAGGCUGACCAUAGACAAGUGUAUACUUCAAUGUGAAUCGAACCCCUUGGAUUUUCUUUCCUUCCCAAUUAUCUGUAAUGCUACUGCCAAUGGCCCAGAGGCAUUACCAUUCUCAAUGAAGACUUUUGGUAGCGGCAUUUCAGUUUCCCAAACUCGGAUUGAAGGUGGCACUAAGGCUGUUUUGACUAGUGGUACCCUGGCAUUGCAGCGGGUGCGAGUCCUUUAUGCUCGAACUUCGCUCUUUUUCUGGUUUGAUGUAGAGCAUCAAUGAUAAUUUGUAGUAUUUUCCUCAGCAUCUCUGUAAAAUUAUUUGCUAUUGGAUAUUAUUGAACUAUUUAAAUCAGUUAGGAGUUGUAUUUAGUGCUGUAUUGAUUCUCAUUCAAGAGUUGUAUACUUUAUGGUUCUCUAGUUCAUUUACAAGCUUCUGUAACCCCUUUGUGGAGGGUAGUUUUACUA